AUGGCAUGGACUCUAUUAACCGCCAGUUUCUGCUUCUUUAUUCCCGAGCAAUCCAAAGUGUAUUUGGGUCUCAUUACUCUGUUCGUCUUCUUGUUUGAGGCAUUCUACUCUCCGGGUGAAGAGCCUCUGUCUUAUACUUACUCCAUCGAAGUAUUUCCUCUUUCUCAUCGCGAGGUUGGCAUGUCUUGGGCUGUGACAACCUGCCACUUCUGGGUGGCCAUUCUUUCCAUACCCUUCCCAAGAAUGCUUGCAAUUAUAACCCCAACCGGUGCAUUUGGCUUCUAUGCGAGUUUGAAUGUCACUGCAUUUGUUAUGAUCUUCCUUUUUUUCCCCCGGAGACGAAGCAGCGUACUUUUGAAGAACUCGACUAUAUCUUCGCUGUCCCCACCCACGUGCACAUGCAUUGCCAAGUUUUCAAAGUGUUACCAUGGUGGGUUCGCCAUUAUAUCUCCGGAAGGAUGUCCAGCUCCACCCACUUUACAGGUUUGA
Messenger RNA from Monascus purpureus, 489 nucleotides. Lineage: Eukaryota; Fungi; Ascomycota; Eurotiomycetes; Eurotiales; Aspergillaceae. The record is from the annotation of a GenBank genome assembly.